AUGUUUCUGUCAUUUUGUAUUUUCAUAGUUUUUUGUGCUUACACUUCGAGCCAUCCUCGGCUUAUCGAAAAAGAUCAUCUAUCCGUGGAUUUCCCGGUUUGCUCACGCGACUGCUGGGGCGCUGUUCCUUCAAAAGACACAAGACCUCUGAACAAGCCGGUGCCCUACGUCAUUAUACAUCACACCGCUAUUCCGACUGUAUGCAACACCACAACCCGAUGUAUGAGAGAUAUGCGAAGCAUGCAGAAAUACCACAAUUCCUUAGGCUGGGGUGACAUUGGAUAUCAUUUCUGCGUGGGCGGCGAUGGAGUGGCGUACGAAGGCCGCGGGUGGAAUGUCAUAGGUAUUCAUGCUGGACCAGCCAAUAAAUUGAGCAUCGGCAUUUGCCUGAUUGGAGAUUGGAGAGUCGAGACACCUUCAGCUGAGCAGUUGGCUACGACAAAAAAGCUUCUGUCCACGGGAGUGGAAAUGGGAGCUAUUAGCUCCGAUUACAAGCUAAUAGGACACAAUCAGGCUAUGACGACAGAAUGUCCGGGAGGAGCGCUGCUGGAAGAGGUUUCAACCUGGGAUAAUUAUCAUCCUGGACACGUUAAUUUUAGAGAACUAAAUAAACAGACAAAAUUUUGAUUUUGAUUUUAUUUUG
This is a messenger RNA of Bombyx mandarina (wild silkworm), 643 nucleotides long. Its product is annotated as peptidoglycan-recognition protein LB-like. Gene Ontology annotation, molecular function: zinc ion binding; N-acetylmuramoyl-L-alanine amidase activity; peptidoglycan binding. NCBI's taxonomy places the organism in Eukaryota, Metazoa, Arthropoda, Insecta, Lepidoptera, Bombycidae. Gene Ontology annotation, biological process: innate immune response; peptidoglycan catabolic process. The record is from RefSeq and is a predicted model, not a curated record.